CCAAUUGGUAAAAAACGGUUCAAGCUGAAAUCGAAACUCGAACCGGACUGUGAUGGUGGUUUCCGAUGGCGGCGAGCGAGUGAAGCUCAACGUUGGCGGCGAAAUCUUUGAAACCAACGCGUCAACUAUUCAGUCAUCUUGCCCAGACUCUCUUCUUGCGGCUCUAUCGACUCCGACCUCCCAUGGCUCGAAUCCGGUUUUCAUCGAUCGUGACCCGGAGAUUUUCGCCGUCAUGCUCAAUCUCCUCCGCACUGGUCGACUUCCAGCUAAUUCCUCCGGCGUUUUCUCCAAGCAAGAGCUACUCGAUGAGGCUCUGUAUUACGGCGUCGAAUCACUCCUCAGAUUGGCGAUGUUACCGCCGCCGCUGCUAGGUUUCGAUGCGUCUCUAGUCUCCACAAUCGUACCGGCUGCUGAUGGAGUUCCGUCUGCUUUAACCGCCACUGCUGGAGACGCCUCUCUGUGGAUCGCUCACGGCGGUCAGAUAUCCGUUUACGAUUGGAGUCUUUCUCAUGCUGGAACCGUCCGUACGCAUCUCAAUGAUAUCAAAUCGAUUUGCCGUGUGUGGGGCGAAGCGGCUGCAAUCGGAUCUGGAUCCGCGUCGGGGCUUCACUUCUACGAUCUCUCUGGAGGUCGAUACGUCGGAUCUACGCAUUGGACGGAUCCGGAAGAUCCGAGGAUCCAUAAGGCACGCGUGGCCGCGAUUGCCGAUUCAGCCGGUGGAGUAUUCGCAUCCUUUGAUUGCCUGCACCGAGAGAACAGUGUUCUCCAGAUCGACAAAUCCACUCUUCAAGUCGCCGCCGUGAUCGGUCAGCAAUCUGGAAACUCGGCUAAAACCACAGUACCGGAGAAACUCCGGUGGCUGCCAGCGAACGGUCUUUUAGUCGGAUCAGCCGUUCAACGUGGAGUGUUUGGUUGCUCUGGCUACAUCCGGAUUUGGGACCCAAGGUCCAGGAACAUCGUAUGGGAAACGAGUGAGCCAGGAUCGGGACGAAGCACUAGGUUUGGAGACGCCUUAGCUGAUAUGGACGUGGACGUUGAAGACUCGAUCCUCUUCAAGGUAUGUUCCAAGUCAGGAGACCUCGGAAUGGCAGACAUUCGUAAAUUGGGCGAAGAUCCAUGGGUAUAUAUGUCAGACGAGAAUCCCGGGGCGUGGAAGGCCGGUGACGGAGGCGGUUACAGCGUGGUACAUUGUUAUAGAAAGCAAGUGUUGGCCGCGAGAGGUGGUGCAUUAGAGGUAUGGUCAAGUGUUAAGGGGAAGACAAGUGGUGAUCCGAUUCGCAGAAGAAACUUUGUAGACAAGGAAGAUGAUUCCAAGAGAGGGAUGAUUUCGAAAAUUGAAGCAGGAGGUGAUCGGCUCUUUGUUUCUCGGGAAUUUAUGGAAGGUGUUGAGGUCUGGGAAACUUCUAAUUUCUCAGGUGUGAUAUCGGUGGAGUAAUAAUAGAUUCCCGAAGAAGAACGGUGACCAUCCUCUGUUUUCCCGGGAAAAUCUUGAUAGUUUCGCAGGAAAGUAGAAGAUUUUCAAACUUUCCAGGGUCUAGUAGACUAGUGGUACUGAUUGUCUGCCCAGGAAAAUGUUUUGUAACUUGGGAGAACAGCUGAACAGAAUGAAGAACAUCAUCAAGAUUCAAACUUUACCCUUGGUAGUAUAAGGCACUAGAGACCUCUUCUGUUGUAAAUAGAUCCAUAGAUUUUCU
Arabidopsis arenosa is the source of this 1694-nucleotide messenger RNA. The record is from the annotation of a GenBank genome assembly. NCBI's taxonomy places the organism in Eukaryota, Viridiplantae, Streptophyta, Magnoliopsida, Brassicales, Brassicaceae.